This is a messenger RNA of Arachis duranensis, 1442 nucleotides long. Its product is annotated as nifU-like protein 4, mitochondrial. The record is from RefSeq and is a predicted model, not a curated record. The transcript is spliced from 7 exons. Bases 202 to 1023 code for a protein of 273 amino acids. NCBI's taxonomy places the organism in Eukaryota, Viridiplantae, Streptophyta, Magnoliopsida, Fabales, Fabaceae. Gene Ontology annotation, cellular component: mitochondrion. Gene Ontology annotation, biological process: iron-sulfur cluster assembly. Gene Ontology annotation, molecular function: iron-sulfur cluster binding; iron ion binding.
CCUUGUCAAGCAGCGUGUUCAAGAGAUGAUGGCCAUUGGCCACGAAGGAAGUAAGACUGAAACCUUAGCUACGGAGUUCCAUCUGUUCGAGCCACGUGUCGUUAAGUGGUUGGCCUGUGACACCGCCUAACAACAAAAAGAACAAUAGAAAUAACCUCAGCUCCACCACCUUCACCGUCAGAAGAAACAGGAAAUUUAACGAUGAGAAACUUUUUCCGAUUAGCAGCACGGGCACGACAUCCCCUCCGAACGCCCAAAUCCGCGGCGGAGAACAGUGUCGUUUCCAUCAUCCACCCCGUGCGCACAACGGCGUCGUUUCACCGCCACUACCACAAUGCCUUUUAUUCCUCCGCCUCUCCACUACCAUCACUCAAAUCUUCCCCCUUCUUGGGAUUCGGAGGGCAAAGGAGGAACAUGUUCAUCCAAACGCAGCCUACACCGAAUCCUUCGUCUCUGAUGUUCUAUGCCGGGAAGCCGGUCAUGGAAGUUGGAAGCGCCGACUUCCCAAACGCGCGUUCGGCUAUGAAUUCGCCUCUCGCUAAAUCAAUCUUUGGAAUUGAUGGGAUUACUAGGGUUUUCUUCGGGUCUGAUUUUGUUACCGUGACGAAAUCUGAUGAUUCUUCUUGGGAGUUGUUGAAGCCUGAGAUAUUUGCGGCCAUUAUGGAUUUCUACUCCUCUGGUCAGCCGUUGUUUUUGGACUCUAAAGCUGCUGCAGCCAUGGAUACAGCUAUUCAAGAGGAUGAUUCCGAAACUGUUGCAAUGAUCAAGGAAUUGUUGGAGACUCGUAUUCGGCCGGCUGUUCAAGAUGAUGGUGGAGACAUUGAAUAUCGAGGAUUUGAUCCGGAUACUGGAAUAGUAAAACUUAAGAUGCAAGGAGCAUGUAGUGGGUGCCCAAGCUCUUCGGUGACUUUGAAAUCCGGCAUUGAAAAUAUGUUGAUGCAUUAUGUACCUGAGGUCAAAGGAGUUGAACAAGAACUGGAUGCUGAAGAUGAAGCAGAAGCAUUAAGUGGACAAAUGGAAUAGUAGAACUUGUUCCACAUUUACACUUUGUUUGGAUAUAGAAAAAGAAAAUGGAAGGAAAGAAAAUAGGAGAAGAGAAAAUGGAAGGAAGAGUAGAUUUCUUUGUGUGUUGUUUGGAUGAAGAAAAAAUAAUGGAAAGAAAAUAGAUAGAAUUUUUUUUUUUGUUUGGAUACUUUGUAGAGUUGCAUGAAUUACCCUAUCCCUUAAUAGGAUAAUUGCUGGCCUUCACUUUAGAUUGCUGGCGAUUUACAAAAUCACACAAAUGCCUAGGUAUUGUGGUAUUAGUCCACAUCUACUUUAUGCCUGACUGAUGUCUAAGACGCUUGUAUUAAUUGCAUAACAGGGGUCACUCGUGUAAUGUAAUAAAAUCCCUUGAUUCAUAGUAAUUAAUGACCAUUGAAUAUGGAAAGUUGUCUCUUAAA